This is a messenger RNA of Tarenaya hassleriana, 917 nucleotides long. RefSeq lists its product as uncharacterized. The transcript has 4 exons. Bases 121 to 786 code for a protein of 221 amino acids. Lineage: Eukaryota; Viridiplantae; Streptophyta; Magnoliopsida; Brassicales; Cleomaceae. The record is from RefSeq and is a predicted model, not a curated record.
UGUACUUCUCUCUCUCUCUCUCUCUCUCUCUCUCUCUCUGCGUCUGUCAGGGUUUAAAACUGCGAUAGAAAAUCAAGAAGUUACUGUCAGAGAAAUCAAACCCAAUAACUGAAGAAUCAUAUGGGAAGCUGGGGAGGUGAAGAAGAAGGAGAAGAAGAAAACAGGUGGCCGCCAUGGCUGAAACCUCUGCUGAGAGAAAGAUUCUUCGUGCAAUGCGAAUCCCACGCAGAAUCCCACAAGAGCGAAUGCAAUAUGUACUGCUUGGACUGCACCAACGGCCCUCUCUGCUCUCUCUGCCUCUCUUCCCACAAAGACCACCGCGCCAUUCAGAUAAGGAGAUCGUCGUACCACGACGUGAUUAGGGUUUCAGAGAUACAGAAGUACACGGACAUAAGUGGAAUUCAGACAUAUGUUAUAAACAGUGCCAAGGUCGUGUUCCUGAACGAAAGGCCUCAGCCUCGGCCCGGCAAAGGCGGCGGCGUCAACGCCUGCGAGGUCUGCUUCCGCGGCCUCGUCGAUUCCGUCCGCUUCUGUUCCCUCGGCUGCAAGAUGGUUGGGACAUCUAAGAGUGGUCGUAAGAAAAGAAAGGGUUGGAUAAACAACGUUUCAGAUUCGGAUGAUUCAUACAGCAGCAGCAAUGGCCAUGGAAGAAACAAAAGGAACGAUAACAACUACUUCACGCCGUCAACGCCGCCUCCGACGGCGGUCAUUCGCCGGACCCCCACCAAGCGGCGGAAGGGAAUUCCCCACCGCGCCCCUUUCGGCGGUCUAAUCAUACAUUACUGAUCAUGGUUAAUAUAGUAAUUUUGCCACUUAUAGAUUUCACUAGCAGUAGCUCGAUAUAUGGUGUAUACGUGUGUGUAUAUAUAUAUGGUUAUGGACUUAUGGUAUAAUGAAAUACAAAAGGCUUGACAUCA